AUGCUCUUUACAUCACGAGCGCUGGCUGGCGGGGUCAACUUCACCAGCUGCUUGGCUAACGUCCAAAACUUCUAUAACGACACGUCCAACCAGAAGUACGCCAACUACUCGCAGCUCAACAAUAGUCUACUGGACAACAAUGGGUUCCCGGUGGCGUUCGCCGAUAUAUUCACUUCCACCGCUAUUACUUAUACAGUGUGCACUAACUGGUGUGGGUCUGGCGACGAGAGCUUCGAAUGGACCAAUUUCUCACAGCAGUUCAGCGCUUGGCUUCUUCCUUAUCUCGCCCUCUUGUCCCAACUCCCGUUCGGAGCACGGUAUCGCUCUGAUAACCUCAUGUCAGCGGUGCUCACCGCGGGCUCCCCUACUCUCGCUGGCUACACACUCUUCUGCACCAUGCUCAACACCCGAUGGAUCAGCCAGUCCUUUGAGUCCGUUAGAAAGUUCCCGAACACAGCUCAAGCCGCCCGAGUACUCUCCAACUUGCAGCAGGUGCCCCUCCGUGUCAACCCCCACAGCGCUAUGCUCUCCUCUCUCGUCGUUCUUCCGGAAAACGACCAGUGGUGGUCCGAGUUCUCCGAGUCCCUCAACUACAAGAACACGUGGUCCAUCUCCGCCGCCGUUUCCAUCGCUUGGGUUAUCGUCGCCUACGCGCUCACUGUCGCAGAUUCGCUCGCCAACGUCAACGAUAAUAUUGACUCCGUGGGGCAGAGCAUCGGCACUGCUUUCUUGUGGCUGAUCCCUGUGGUAAUUGGAUGGCAGCAGCUGUCACCCAAAUGUGAUUUCGACCGGCUCAGCCGUGCUUUUGACCACUCUGAGGCAAAGGCAUACAUAGCUACGCACCAUGGCAGUGUCAAAGUUGGCGAGCUCACCGAGGAACGCGCCAUCUCGAUUGGUCCUGAGGCGAUGGAGGACGUGAUGUCGCCUGAUGAAGACGCCACGCCGCCCAUCUUCAACUACUCGCGCGUCUUCGGGUGGUCCCGUUCUGCAGAGGAGGUUCUACGCGCUUUUCAGUAUGCUUCUAAACGGGCUUUUGUACAUAAGCCUGUAGACCCCGAACGUGAGUGGGAGGUCGGUGACGGUGAGAGUAUACACCCGGGUAAUCGCCAUGGGGCGCCAUACGAUGUCGAGAUGUACUGUGGUCGCAUGCGUUUCGAGCCGAGUUCCUGGGGUUCUGGGGUCUGGGGUCGGAUAGUCUUCGCGUCCGUAGCUGGAUUGAUGCUUCAGUGGGGAACGACAGGCGGAGCCGUCAUGAUGGUUUGGUUUACGCCCACCACGAAACUCGGCUGUCGCUCGUUCUCAUACCUCAUUUACGGAGCAUUAUCGACCAUCAUCUGGAUGCUAAUGCUCGCUUCAAGCAUCGCGGCCCACCAUGCUUCCUCGUUUCACUGGAACGAGCACAAGCGCUACCGCGAUGCCGCCUUCCACACCUGGAAAACUGUCGCUGACGUCCUCCGGUGGAGCGGCAAGGCGCUCGCCGUUCUCAACAGCCUCAUCCUCUGUGCGAUCCCCAUCCUGCAGUUCUCCAACGUGUUCAACAACUGUUACUGUAACUCGAGCGUUAUGGGCCGAGGCCCCGAUCGAGCUUACAACGUUAUCAACCUCACCGAUACAAGUGAAACGCAGAUAUUGUGGAUCGUAGCUCUGGUCGUCGCCUCGUUGUGUUCUAUUGCUUUCGUUGCCAUUUUCAACCUUUUAACGGACACGCUGGCGUUCAACCGUGAUUCUUGA
Messenger RNA from Coniophora puteana RWD-64-598 SS2, 1731 nucleotides. RefSeq lists its product as uncharacterized. The transcript is spliced from 2 exons. The record is from RefSeq and is a predicted model, not a curated record. Bases 1 to 1731 code for a protein of 576 amino acids. Lineage: Eukaryota; Fungi; Basidiomycota; Agaricomycetes; Boletales; Coniophoraceae.